CGUCGCUGGAGGGAGGACUUGACAGUCGAGGCUCAAGAACCGGCAUUCCCAGGACUCGGGCGGGACACAGCCUGUGGUGAGCCGCGGCUAGGAAGAGCGAGAUGAUCCGCCAGAAGUCCAGCCAAUUCAUGGCACUGAAGAUACAGUCGGAGCUUGAACAGCCCUCAGAACUGCAGCGGGAACCCCAGGAGGACCUUAGCUCAGUGGAUGGGUCCGUCACGCGGAUGGUAACAGGUGUGCGGACCGAGUCCAGAACCGCGGCCUCGAUAGAAGCGGAUGAAGAUCCUGCAGCCAACUUGUUCCCGCCCCCGUUGCCCCAGCCCCGUAUCUGCAUGUGGAAGUACCUGGACAUCCAUUCCAUGCACAGGCUGGAGAAGACAGCCAACACUGAGGAGAUGAGGGAGGUGCUAGCUGAGCUCUUGGGGCUAAGCUAUCCUGAGCAAAGCCUGCGGGAUGCCAUCACCCUGGACCUCUUCUCCCACGCACUCCUCUUCUGCCGCCAGCAUGGCUUCUCACUGGAACAGACAUCGACAGUUUGUGCCCUGCUCCAAGAUCUUCACAAGGCCUGUGUUGCAACCCCCUUGGGCAACGUGGAGGAGUGUUACCGCUACUUCACCAGUGUCCUUUUUUGCCACGGAGUCAAGCGGCCCCCCUUCAGUAUCAACCUCUUUAGGGAGGAACAGCUGCUGGCCCUGGCAGAUUAUGUGGUCAACACCUACUUCCGCCACUUCAAGCUCUACAAAUAUGUCUUCACACCCCAGGUGCGGCUGGAUCUAUCUUUGACUUACAUGGGGCUACAGCCACCCAAGCUCUGGCAAGACGAUGAGACAGAGAAAGGCGGCGAGGAGGCGAAGGAGCAGGCAGUCACCCCGCAGGAGGAACCAGAAACAGCGGUCCUGCCAGAGCCAGAGCCAAGCCAGGUCUCCAUCCUGCAAGCCUACAUCAGGACCCAGAUGAACAAAGAGCUGAGGCAGCUCCAACAGCUGAUGGAGGAGCGGCUCCAGGCCAGCGAGGAAAGGCUCAGCAGCAAGUUGACCACACUAGAGCAGCCCUUCCAGCUACCUUCCGGCAAAGGCAAGAACAAGACCAAGUGACCCCCAGCAUUUUCCCCAAUAAAGGGCGGGG
Zalophus californianus (California sea lion) is the source of this 1125-nucleotide messenger RNA. It is a transcript of the gene CFAP119, whose product is annotated as coiled-coil domain containing 189. NCBI's taxonomy places the organism in Eukaryota, Metazoa, Chordata, Mammalia, Carnivora, Otariidae. The transcript is spliced from 9 exons. The record is from RefSeq and is a predicted model, not a curated record. The coding region runs from base 102 to 1094 and encodes 330 amino acids.